CGGCGCUACGCAUGCGCCCCGCGCGCCGGCGCCAUAUUGGGUCGGUUUGAACGCGAGCGCGGGCGGCGGACCAAGUAGCGGUCCUGAGGGCGGUGUCGCGCUCGGCGAUGCUCUGAGGGCCUGGGAGCGUCCCGGGACGCUGCCACCCCGGAGCCGCACGGCGACACCCGGCGCACGCACACGGACGGGCGGACGCCGUGCUGCGCUGCUGCCCAGGGCCCGACGCUCCGCUCUGCAGAAGGAACCAGCCCGGGCUUCCGUCCCUGAUUUAGAACCCCCAGAGCGGCGGUUUCCAAGAGUUGUUCUCCACUUCCGGAGCGGCCGCCCGUCUCCCUCGCACGCUUUUAAAGGCCGACAGUCUGGGCUUUGAAUCGAGGAAGUUGACACUUCCCAACCCUAAUUUUACCGCUCAACACGAUGGAUUUAGUUUUGGGGAUUCAAACCGAAGCACUUGCAAAGGGAAUGUAUGUAAAGGAAAUGAACAACUCAUUUUGAGAAAGCCAUGGCAAAAUCAAAUACAAAGCGCAGAGUUUGUUCUCGGGAAUCAUCAGUAUCUUCUCUCCUGGCAAGCGGCAGCCCAAGUGGUAGUUUCUUCAACUCUGACAGCUCUUUUUGCUACAAGGACAGACUGUACCGCUCUGCUUCUGAGGCUCUGCAGGCCUAUAUUGACGAUUUUGACCUAAGCAGGGAACACGCUGGCCCAGACACUGGCAACGCAAACCCUGAUGGCGAGUCCAGUUAUAUGCGGCGAUUUCCCAGUGGUGUGUGGAAACCAAACAGUGCUUUUGAAGAUCUUGAUCACAGACAGCAUUUUAAUUCCUUACACUAUAGAAGAGAGACUGUUAAUGACAUGGACUCCAUUAGUCUGACAACGGAUGAUUUGUUAAGACUUCCAGCGGAUGGAUCCUUAUCCUUCACUCAUGUUAUACCUAGUCACCUUCCAAGCAGGAAAAACAAGAACUACAGUGGAAGAUGGGAUUCAUUGGACAUUAAAAAGAAUCCAAAUUUUCAUGUAGACUCUACUUUCAAGAGCAAGGAUAAUGUAGUUACUCCUACUAUAUAUGCAAAUGUAAAUGGAAAGAAAUGUGGUAGUUUCAGAACCCCAAAACCUAUGAAUAGAAAUAAUAAAUGUGUUUUGGAAUCAUCUUUAUCUUUUUCUAAAAAGUCAUCUUUCAAGGACAGUUCAGAACAAAAUCCUGAAAGGAAUUAUCCAAGAUGGCUCACUAGCCAGAAAUCUGACCUUAAUGUUUCAGGGGUCACUAGUCUACCUGAUUUUAAGUAUCCAAUUUGGCUCCAUAAUCAAGACUUACUGCCAGAUGCAAAUAGUCAAAGGGCUUAUAACUUAUUUAAUGGAGAUGAAUAUUCUCCUAGACAUAGUUACCAGACACAAAGAACUACCAAGCUUACAAACAAAGUAGAUUGUUUUGAAUAUUCUUUUGAACCUUCAAACUGUACAGAUACCUUCAGUGAGUAUGAAGGAUUAGCUAAUGAAUAUAAAUGUCAUAGUGAGAAUCCACUUCUCCCAGGACAAUCCCCAAAGCCAUUCUGUGGUGACAAAAUUGAAUUGCUUAUCCUGAAGGCUAAGAAGAACCUCAGGCAGUCUACUAAUGACGUCCCAAAGCCCAUGGAAAAGGAUGAUAGUCCCUGCUCCUUAGAUCAACUUGAAGCCGAGCGAUCAUGGGAAAAUGUCCCUGUUACUUUCAAAUCUCCUGUCCCAGUUAAAGCUGAUGACAGUCCUCAACAAAGUUCUAGAAUACAAUGUAUUAAUAAACUUCCUGACAACUUUUUAAAUGAUGAUAAUCAGAGCUCUACUCUAUCUGGAGGCAAACAUCAUGGUCCCGUUGAAGCCUUGAAACAAAUGUUGUUUAACCUUCAAGCAGUACAAGAAAGUUUUAGUCAGAAUAAAAAUCCGAAGCCAGAAGAAGAUAUUAAACAACAGCCCAGCAAUACUUGCACUUUUUGGCUUUCCUUCUCUAGCUCCUCUGCUAAUGUUUCUUGGACCUCUCCUAUGCCGAAUCCCCUACUUUCUGUUCUAACAACUCCUGGCCGGCAGGAAAUUUGCUGUAUCAGAGGAUGAUUUACAAUUAAAGGAAAAUAUGAUUCCAAUUACUGCAUCUCUUCAAAAGGCCUUAGACCAUUUAUCACGCCUGAGGGAGCUGGUCGAUGAUACCAGUGGGAAACAGUCACCAAAAAUGUGAAGAGGAGAACAAAACUUUGACCACAAUAAACAGUCACAUAUAAUGCAUUAUGUACUUUUGCUAUUGCUUACAUUGACAAAGUAAAUAUAGGCUAUAUGUUAGUUAUGACAAGAUCAAGUAUAUGACUCUAAACUUGGAAAUAUUUAUAGGCCUGAUUUUAUAUGAAAACAAAGCUGGAAGACACUUAAGAUAUGUCCUGAAAUAGUUCUUGGGUCUUCAGACCAGAAAAUGCUUAAUAUUCAAAAGAGGAUAAUUUCCUUUCUUAACAUUUAUCUGGACCUCGCUUUUACUGACAUUCUGAUUAUUUGUCAUUUAAUUCUUUGAUGUUAAACUUUUUAGCUUUCUACCUAAAUCUCCUAAAUUUUAUAUUUAUAUGUGUAUGUACUGAAUUUUUUAAGCAGCUUAAAAUAUAAUACCCAAAUUGUUGUAUUAUAUGGAAUUUUGCUACUUCUAAAGAUUUAUAAAUUGAAUAUUUAAGAUUUCAUAUAUGUAAAUGACACUUAAAUAGUUGGUGACUCAGUGUUAAUGGAAUUUUCUUUUAUUGUUACAUCAUAGAACCUUAUUUAAUUAAUGCUUUGAUUCUUUGUAAGAUAAUCUUGAUAAUACUUGACAUUUGACAAGUCAUUUUCGAGAGUAUAUUUGAGAAUUUAAUAUUUGAUAUGUGGUUGUUUCCUAGAUUUUAGUUGUGGAUUAAUCUCAAUCUAUUAAAAGCUAUGCCUUUAUGACAAACAUGAAACUAAACAAAAAAUAAAUGCGGGAAAUCCAAAAACAAUUGUAAUUUAAAGCUGUUUUUUGUAGGCUUUCAAAUUUAUCUCUAUAUAGAACUGAACUGUUCUAUGUUUUGCAGUUUCUACUCCACAAAUCUGUUUAUAGUAAGUAGAAAACAUCUUCAUCAAGGCUCAAAGUUAUGUAAUAAAGCAUAACUAAUGUAUUUAAAAGUCUAAUGAAAUUAAAGAGUGUGUGCAUGUAUAGCCAAAUACUAAAAAUUAAUGUUUUACCCAAAGGGCUGUGUCUUUGAUGAAUAAAUGUAUUUGUUACGUUGAAUUUCUAAACAUAUGUCCAAAUAGUUUUUUUCUCAAGCUGUUAAGGCACUAUUAACACCAAAAUACAAUGAAGUAGACUCUCUCUUCUUGAGUUUUCUAGUCUGUGAGGUUUCCCACCGUAUUUUUCUGGCUAGAAUAAGAAGCUGUUAGCAGUGAAUUUGUUAAUGCUAAUAUCUCUUUGCUGCUGAUAAUCCGUUUUGUGAUAUUUUCUACUGCUAGCAAAUGGCUUAUAUAGCCAAAUAUAGCAUUACUUUGUAGAUUAAGUUAUGCCUGGCUUUAAAAGGGAAGAGCAUAUUUUGGAUAUAUGCCUAGAAAUGGUAUAGCUGGAUAUUGAGGAAGCCCUAUUCCUAAUUGUUUGAGAAAGUGCCAGAUUGAUUUCCAAAGUGGUUGUACAGGUUUGCAAACCCAUCAGCAAUGGAGGAGUAGGGUUCCUCUUUCUUCACAUCCUCCCCAGCAUGUAUUGUCACUUGAGUUUUUGAUCUUAGCCAUUUUGAUGGGUGAAAGGUGAAAUCUCAGGGUCAUUUUGAUUUGUAUCUCCCUGAUGACUAAGGACACUGAGCAUUUAAGUGUUUCUCUGCCAUUCUAUAUUCCUCUACUGAGAAUUCUCUGUUUAGCUCUGUACCCCAUUUUUUAAUUUGAUUACUUGAUUUGUUGCUGUUUAACUUCUUGAGUUCUUUAUAUGUACUGCUUAUAUGUUUGUCACACAUAAACGAUUUCUGGAAAGCCUCAGGAAAGGCAUGGUUCUCUAAUGAUUGACUAACAUUCUUUGGUUAAUGCUCCCCUUUUCAUGAACCUGUCUCCAUUGCUAAAUAUACCCACCUCUUUCCCAAAUUAUGUUACAAUUUACACUUAACAGUUUUAUGUUACCAAAGAAGCAUCCAUUCCCUUUUUCCUUUUAUAUAUGGAGAAAUUUAG
Meriones unguiculatus (Mongolian gerbil) is the source of this 4156-nucleotide messenger RNA. RefSeq names its product chromosome 2 C18orf54 homolog (gene C2H18orf54). NCBI's taxonomy places the organism in Eukaryota, Metazoa, Chordata, Mammalia, Rodentia, Muridae. Bases 503 to 2077 code for a protein of 524 amino acids. The transcript has 10 exons. The record is from RefSeq and is a predicted model, not a curated record.